GGUUGCGCGCGCAACCGCUUUCGUAGCGCGCCUCGGGGGAGCGGUCGUUGACGGCCUGUCGUAAACUGAAUCCUUCCUUUGCUUUUUCAUUGCUUGGCUGUGAGCUACGGCCCCUCGGUGCCCCGCGCGCUUUCCGGCCGCGGCGCUGAGCGGACCCGAGCGAGCGCGGACAGGGCCCCGCCCCCUUCCCCGAGAUGCCCCCCAAGAAACCGCCGCCUGCGGCGGGGCCCAAUAAGAAGGCGGACCAGAAAAAGAAGGAGAAGAUCAUCGAGGAUAAAACAUUUGGUCUAAAGAAUAAGAAAGGAGCAAAACAGCAGAAGUUUAUCAAGGCUGUGACUCAUCAAGUUAAAUUUGGUCAACAAAAUCCAAGACAGGCUGCUCAAGCUGAAGGUGACAAGAAAUUAAAGAAAGAUGAUAAGAAGAAAGAAUUACAGGAACUAAAUGAACUCUUCAAACCUGUAGUUGCUGCCCAGAAAAUUAGUAAAGGUGCAGAUCCCAAAUCAGUAGUUUGUGCUUUCUUCAAGCAAGGACAGUGCACCAAAGGAGAUAAGUGCAAGUUUUCUCAUGAUUUGUCUUUGGAGAGAAAGUGUGAAAAACGAAGUGUUUACAUUGAUGCAAGAGAUGAAGAUCUUGAAAAAGAUACAAUGGAUAAUUGGGAUGAGAAAAAGCUGGAAGAGGUGGUGAACAAGAAGCAUGGUGAGGCGGAAAAGAAAAAACCCAAAACUCAAAUAGUCUGCAAGUAUUUUCUUGAUGCUAUUGAAAACAACAAAUAUGGCUGGUUUUGGGUUUGUCCUGGUGGAGGAGACAAUUGUAUGUACCGCCAUGCUCUCCCUCCUGGCUUUGUACUAAAAAAAGACAAAAAGAAGGAGGAAAAGGAAGAUGAAGUUUCUUUAGAAGAUCUAAUAGAAAGAGAGCGUGCUGCCUUAGGACCAAACAUUACCAAAAUCACCCUAGAGUCUUUUCUUGCAUGGAAGAAAAGAAAAAGACAAGAAAAAAUUGACAAGGCUGAACAAGAUAUGGAACGGAGGAAAGCUGAUUUUAAAGCUGGCAAAGCACUGGUGAUCAGUGGACGUGAAGUAUUUGAGUUCCGGCCUGAGUUGGUUGAUGCCGAUGAUGAAGAAGCAGACGACACUAAUUAUAUUCAAGGAUCAAGUGAAGAUGAGGUUGAAGAUCUUGUGAGGAUAAAUGAUGUAGACUUGAACCUGUAUGUCCCAAAGGAUGUAGAUGAGACUGGUAUUACUGUGGCUAGUCUUGAGCGAUUCAGCACAUACACUUCAGUGGAAAAAGAUGAUAACAAAUUAAGUGAAGCUUCAGGAGGUGGGAUAGAGAAUGGGGAGCAAAGUGAUUUAGAAGAAAACGAGGCAGAAGGAGAACAGGAAAAUGGAGUAAUAGAUGCAGUUCCUGUUGAUGAAAAUCUUUUUACUGGAGAGGACUUGGAUGAACUAGAAGAAGAAUUAAACACUCUUGAUUUAGAAGAAUGAACAAACAAAUCAAAUAAGAAAAUUGAAGUCUACCUUACAAAGUGAAAACUGACUACAUAAUUUUUUCAUCUAGAAUUCUUAAACAGGAUGUUUAUGAUUUCCCCAACUGAUUCUGGAGGGCACAUCAAAAACCAGAAGUACUUUCCUUCAGUUUCCUUUACUCCACUCUUGACUACACCUCAUAGUAAGAUAUUCAGAGUAGAUAAUAAUUGAAUUGAGAGCUGUCAUCGCAGAAAAUGAGGUGUAAUUUUCAACUAAAAGUAGGAAGCAUAACUGAGUUAAGUGGAUUUAUUACUACCAGGUGCAGUAUACAGUCAAAGUGAACAGCUUUUUCACCAGAACUGCAUUUUUUAAUAAGUAAUUUGAGUUGAUUUUCAAACUGCCUAAAAUAUUCGAGCAAUGUGCUCUAAAUGGAGCAGAUACAGAUUCAGAUGUUCGUGCUCCAGUAGGUAUUGAUAUGCUUUACUUCUUCAGCUGGAUGCUAAAGAUGCGGAUUCAUGAAUUGAUACAGCGUCAGCUAUGGUGCCCUCUGUUUAAAAUGUUUUAAACUUUCCCUCCACCUUUUGCCAACAAGGUUGUAAAUAAAGACUGUCAACUUUAAAAUCA
Mauremys reevesii (Reeves's turtle) is the source of this 2087-nucleotide messenger RNA. RefSeq names its product zinc finger CCCH-type containing 15 (gene ZC3H15). Gene Ontology annotation, molecular function: mRNA binding; metal ion binding. Bases 195 to 1481 code for a protein of 428 amino acids. The transcript has 10 exons. Gene Ontology annotation, cellular component: cytosol. The record is from RefSeq and is a predicted model, not a curated record. Lineage: Eukaryota; Metazoa; Chordata; Testudines; Geoemydidae. Gene Ontology annotation, biological process: cytoplasmic translation.